AUGGCUGUCCAGGCAACAUCGUCCUCAGCUACAAGCGUCUCGAUUGUAGUUAUCUCUCUCUCGCCUCUCAACGUUACCUCGUGUGCGAUUGUUUGGUUGGAGAGCAGCACACCAGGCUUUGCCGGUCGGUCGUCGCCUUUAUCUGGCAGGAAUUUCAGAUGGUCACUGCAGUCUUUGUGGAUAUCCCGACCUUUACCUCCCCCGUGGUGCUUCUCUCCCAAAUAUGGUAUAGACGCAACCUUCACGUUCACGACGGUUGUAUUCUGCCGGGGUAACACUUGGUUGCCUCAAGUAGAGCCAUGCAGAUGGUUAAAACCACCAAUGGGCUAUGUUAAACUGAAUGUUGAUGGAGCUUGUCCACUUGAUACUAGUUCUUUGGCAGUGAUGGCUAUUCUGCGGGAUUCCAAUGGGUUUCUGUUGGCAGGCCGGGCUAGUUGUAUCGAAGGUCCUCACGAUGCUGGGUAUGUGGAAGCACAGGCCAUUUGUUUUGGUUUUCGAUUCGCAGUGGAGUUGGGUUAUUCUCAGGGGAAACUAUAUGAUGGAAGAGAGAUUGCAGUGAAGAAGCUAUCUCAUAGCUCAAAUCAGGGUGAAAGGGAGUUUGAGAACGAGACUCGGUUGUUAGCUCGUGUGCAUCACCGCAAUGUUCUGAAUAAUGGCUAUCCCUUGUUCCCAUAUGAAAAGAUUUUGGUAUACGAGUUCAUCACCGACGAGAGUUUAGACAAGCUUCUUUUCAAUAAGUUUCCAUAA
This is a messenger RNA of Hibiscus syriacus, 747 nucleotides long. Its product is annotated as L-type lectin-domain containing receptor kinase V.9-like. Gene Ontology annotation, molecular function: RNA-DNA hybrid ribonuclease activity; nucleic acid binding. The record is from RefSeq and is a predicted model, not a curated record. Bases 1 to 747 code for a protein of 248 amino acids. NCBI's taxonomy places the organism in Eukaryota, Viridiplantae, Streptophyta, Magnoliopsida, Malvales, Malvaceae. The transcript is spliced from 5 exons.